AUGUUUCUUCCCUUUCUUCUUCAUCUUUGUUAUUAUCUUUAUAUUUCUUUGCAUUAUCUCUUCCUUCUUACUGUUGUUUUCUUCCGACAUCUUUAUUUAGUGGCUUUUUCUUUCUUUCUACGUCUUUCCUGUCUUUCAUGCCUUUUUCAUUUUCCUCAGUGUUCAUUCUUUUCUUUCUUCCAUUUUUUCUUCUUUUGUCAUUUCCAUCUUCUUUGUUUUCCGUCUUUUCCUUUCUUCACUGUUUUCUUCUUUUUUUUCUUUUCAUCCUUUCCGCUCUACUAUCUCUUUUUUUCUGUGUCAACUUCUCUAUGCUUUCGUCAUUUUUCUUUCUUCCUUAAUUUCUCUUCUUUCUUUUUCUACUUUUCUUUCUUUCUUCGUUUAUUCUUUCUUCGAUAUCUUUUCUUUUUUUAUCAUUGUAUCCUUUUCACGCUUCAGUCACCUUUUUUUUUAUUUCUCUGGUUUCUCUUUUCUUCUUUAUUUCGUCUUCCUUCUUUUCAUCUUCCUUCUUUUCCUUUUCAUUUCACUUCUUUUUUUUUUGUUUGCUUUCUUGGUUUUUGUUUUCUUUCAUCGUCUUUUCUUUUUUCUCCUUCUCUAUCCUUUUCUCUAAUUUCUCAUUCUUUAAGAUUUUUGUUUGUUGUGUCACCUGUUAUCCUCGCUUCUUUCCAUUUGCUUUUGUUUUCCAUACAUUUUCCUCUUUCCUUUCUUUCCUACCGAUUUACAUUUUGUUUGUUCUUAUUUUUUUUUACUUAUUUAUUUACCAUUUUACCUUUUAUUUAUUUGUUCACCAUUUUAUCACAUUUCAUUCUGUUUACACGAUUGCCAUUUCUUUCUUUGUUAUUGCUUUCUUUCUUUUUCUUACUUUCUUUAUUCUUUCUUUUUCCUUUGAUUUUUCUUUCCUUCUUUCUUUCUUCUUUCUUUAUUGCCUUUUACUUUACUUCUUUCUUUCUUUCGCUAUCUUUCUUUCUCUUUCUUACAUUUUUCUUACUUCUUUCUUUCUUUCUUUCUUUCGCUAUCUUUCUUUCACUUUCUUACUUUUUUCUUACGUUUUCUUUCUUUCUUUUGCUUUCUUUCUUUCUUUCUUCUAUUAAUUCUCUCUGUACUACACACUAUAUAUUUUUUCUUUUGUACGAUUCUUUUUCUUUUCUCUUUUCACUCUUUUAUCUUUCUUUCUUUUUCUUCAUCUCAAUACAUCUUAAUUUUCCUAUCUUUCUUUUCCAUUUACUUUCUUUCUUUCUUUCUUCCUUCCUUUCUUUCUUCCUUUCUUUCUUUCUUAUGUUAUUUUUAUUAGUUUCCUCCUUCCUACUACACUUUAUUUAUUGCAAAGUGUCAUUCUUUCUUGCUUUCUUCCUUUUACUCUUUUAUCUUUCUUUCUUUUUACAUCUUUGCAAUACUUCUUAA
Messenger RNA from Acanthosepion pharaonis, 1398 nucleotides. The record is from the annotation of a GenBank genome assembly. Lineage: Eukaryota; Metazoa; Mollusca; Cephalopoda; Sepiida; Sepiidae.